Molecule: messenger RNA, 1338 nt
Organism: Pollicipes pollicipes
Lineage: Eukaryota; Metazoa; Arthropoda; Thecostraca; Pollicipedomorpha; Pollicipedidae
Product: adenosine deaminase
Exons: 10
Coding region: 172-1245 (357 amino acids)
Biological process (GO): negative regulation of adenosine receptor signaling pathway; hypoxanthine salvage; inosine biosynthetic process
Cellular component (GO): external side of plasma membrane; cytosol
Molecular function (GO): adenosine deaminase activity
Source: RefSeq, a predicted model, not a curated record
GUGUCGCGGCUGGUGUGUGUUUGCGGCGGUCGGGUGUUCAGUAUCGUAGUUAAUUAAGUUCCAAGGUGGUGGCGCUACGUAUCCGGAGGCGGGACGGGCAGGCUAACCGGCGGCGGGCGCUGGCAGAGCUGGUGCCGCUCCCUGCCAGUGAGGUCACCACCCGCCGCCGUCAUGAACGUCACUGAAGUGAUCAGCCCCACCGUCAAGUGUCGGGUUCACCUCCACGUGCACCUGGAUGGCGCCGUCCGCCCCUCCACCGUCUGGGAGCUGAGCAGACAGAAAAAGUUGCUUCUACCUGGAAACGGCAGCUUGAAAGAUCUGGAAGAAGCUCUGCAAAUUCAUUCGCCUCGGGAUUUGGCACAUUUCCUCGAAAAAUUUCGAUGGAUUUCACCAGCCAUUGUCGGUGACCUGGCCGCCAUCGAGCGUAUCGCAUACGAGUUUGUGGAGGACGAGGCGCGCCAGGCGGUGCUGUACACGGAGGCGCGCCUCAGCCCACACCUCCUGGUGGGACCGGGGGGUCAGAUCACCGCUCGCCAGGUCACCGAAGCGGUAAUGCGUGGCAUGGCGCGUGGGGAGCGUCAGUUCGGCGUCACCGCCCGUCUCCUGCUCUCCUGCAUCCGGGGCAUGACAGAGAACUACGACGACACGCUGGACAUGUGCACCGAGUUCCGAGGCCAGGUGGUCGGCAUCGACAUCGCUGGAGACGAAGCCUCGGCCGUCGAAGUCGACGGGAGCGUCAAUGCUGGUCUGCUGCGGGCCGAGGUUCGCACGUUCCAGGAGGCGGCGCGCCGAGGCAUCCACCGCACCGUGCACGCCAGCGAGGCCGGCACGGCCAGCAUGGUGCAGCUGGCUAUUGACGAGAUGCAGGCGGAGCGGAUCGGACACGGUUACUACGUGCUGGAGGACGAGGAGCUGUACCGGCGCUGCGUCAGCCAGGGCGUCCACUUCGAGUGCUGCCCCUCGUCGAGCUUCCUGACCGGCGCUGUGCCGCUCACCGAGACCCGGCACCCCGUGCAGAGGUUCUGCCAGGACGGCGCCAGCUUCUCGGCCAACCUGGACGACCCGGCCAUCACGCAGAGAAGCCUGGAGGACGAAUACGCCCUUCUGAGGCGCAUGGGCUUCAACGAGGCCAACAUCGCCACCAUGAACUUCAACGCGGCGAAAGCCUGCUUUCUGCCAGAGGAGGAAAAGCGAGAUCUGCUGCAGAAACUACGUCAGGCCUACGGUGUGCCUGACUGCGACUGACAGACUACCGUCGUGCCUGACUGCGACUGAGAGAGUGCCGUUCGCUGGCAGGCGCUACACAUGUACCAAUGCUACUCGCAGACCAAUACAGAU